GACGCGGAUAUUUUAAGGGUCUUAAAAAAUAGUUAAACCCCAAAACGAGUGCAUUUCGGGCAUUUAUAAACGUUUAAUUGCCUUAUCGAUUGACUGGCGUGUCGCGUGGCAACUCUGAACUGUACUUUUGAUAGAGAUAAAAAACUAUUGACUAUUGAACCGUCUAUCUAUAAUCGAGAAAUUGCGCGCUAAUAUCCGCAUUGGCCAGCAAUCGUCGUCGAAUCUAUAAAUCAAAAUAAAAACAAACCCAGGAUGAGCGAAGAGGUGUCCCCAUCGCCGGUGGCCAUUGGCGAGCUCAAGUACGAGGAUGUGUCGCAGCUGAACUUCUCCAAACUGUACUCGCCGAAGAUGAAGAGCGUCUACUGGCGCUACUUUGGAUUCCCCUCGAACGACAACAACGAGGUGAUCACCAAGCAGAAUGUGGUCUGCAUCAAGUGCCACAAGGUGUUGACCAAUCAUGGCAACACCACCAAUCUGCGUGCCCAUCUGCAGCACAGGCACAAGGAUCUGUUCAAGAGCCUCUGCCAGGAGCACGACAUCCAUGUGCCGCCGCGCAAGACGCCGCGCAACGUCACCCAUCCGCCGCUCUCCAAGCGCAACGUCUCCUCGCGUCGCGUCAAGCUGGAGUUCAUCAAUAAUCGCAAUCACGACAACGCCUCCGACGAGGAACUGGAUGAGGCGGCGGUGGCCACUGCGGCCAUGCAGGCGGAGGAGGAUGCCUCCUCGCAAACGAUGCUGUACGAAACCAUGGUGCCCUUCACCUACGACGAGGCCGAGAAUCUGGUCGAGGAGGAGGAGCAGCAGCAGCGCCUGGUCAUGGAGCCCAAGUACGGACGCAAGCGCAAGCUGGCCACUCCCUCGAGCGCCCUGAUGCACGGGCGGCCCAUCAAGCACGAGGAUGGCGGCUAUACCAACAUAGCCAACCUGUCGGAGGCCCUCACGGAUAUCGUGAUCAAGGAUUUGCGCAACGUGGACUUCCUCUACGACGCCGGCUUCAGCGACUUUGUGCGCCAGGCCAUGGGCAGUUCGGCUGCCAUGCCCGAGCCGCACAAGAUCGAGUCGCUGAUCAACGAGAUGCACGCCUCCAAGUUCCUGGAGAUUGGCGAAAUGACGCGCGAGUUCACCUCCGAGAAGCCCUUCUCUUUGGCCUUUGAGCAGUGGAUCAAUGUGGAGCAGCGCCGCUUCCUGAGCAUCUAUCAUCACUAUCUGGACGAGGAGACCCAGUCGGCCAGGAGCAUGCUGUACGCCACCGUGGAGUACACAGACUAUAUAGUCUUUGACGAUCUGCUGACCGACUUUUACUUGGCCAACUGCACACUGGCUAUUAUAAACUACGACGAGGAGGAGGACCUGCUGCACACCUAUCUGCGGGAGAAGAAUAUCCCCAUUGCUUUGUGCUACGUUUCGGUCAUUGACAAAUGCCUGCGCCGCGUCUUCGAGCUCGAGGAGGUGGCCACGCUGAUAGAGCAGGUGAAAGACCUCAUGCAGCGCCAUUCCUCGGAAAUUGCCUCCAAGGUGGCCGAGGGACCCUUGCCCACGUACAACGAGCACUUCCCCUGGACCCUCUACGAGAUGCUCAAGUUCUUUGCCGAGUCCAUCUCGUGGUCCGAGGACAUGGAUCAGCUGGUUUUAUCAGCCAAGACAGUGACGGAGGCACUGAGUGCGCUGGUGAUUGCUCUGGACACUCUGCGUGGCGAGGACAUCCCCUUGUCCAGCAUGCUCUCCCCCAUCACCUCGAAGAUUCUCAUCAAGAAGCUGGGCAUUGCCGAGCAGGACGAUCCCUUAAUGAUGAACGUGAAGCGCACAAUCUCCGCCGUGCUGCAAGCGCACGUUAUAUCCAAUGACAAUUUGACCGCUGCCGCCUUGUUGGACCCGCGCUUCCACCGCCUGACCACCAUUGACAACCUGGAGAGAACCGUUCGUAUGCUGACCCAGCAGUACAACAAGAACUUUGGAACGCUGGGCGACGGGGAGUCCAACGAAGUGGCGGCAACCUCCAGCGUGGUGGCCGUCAAGACGGAGCCCAGAGCAGGCGGAAGCAACGCAGCCAGAAAGUCGAAAUUGGAACUUCUCUUUGACAUCGCCGAGAUACCUAGUCCUCCGAAGAGGGAUGCCGACAGCAGCGUGGAAACCGAUCUUAAGCGGUAUCGCAACGAAGUGGUCGUUCAGCUGGACGAGUCGCCCAUCGAGUGGUGGCUCAAGAUGGGUCACAUCUACGGAACCCUGCGCGACUUGUCCUCCCUGUACCACAGUGUGCCCGGCGUGGUGAGCCUCAGCUUCAAAAAGGCGCUGCGAGACCAAAUCUACGACUUCAACAAGCGAUUCAUGCUCACCGGGAGUCUCAUCGACGCAAUCCUCUUUCUACACCAUCACAACAAUUAGUCUGCACCGCGCAGCUUUCUGUUUUUAAAUAAUGCAAUUACACUUUAAUUACUUUAAUCUUAAUCCGAUCUUGUGUAUAUGAACAUGACUAACAGGGGCAGGGCACACAUGGCCUAUGCGCAUUUCCGCCGCACUGUAAACCAAAAGACAGCCUUGGCCGGACACAGAAGAUCUAUAGGUAUCAACGUAUAUAUGUUAAGAGUAUAUUCUGACAGCAUAGAUCCCAAUGAAACCCUUAGUCUAAGAUUACUUGUUAAAUAAAUCGAUAACCAAACAACAAAA
This is a messenger RNA of Drosophila takahashii, 2664 nucleotides long. It is a transcript of the gene Dref, whose product is annotated as DNA replication-related element factor. The record is from RefSeq and is a predicted model, not a curated record. Gene Ontology annotation, molecular function: DNA binding. NCBI's taxonomy places the organism in Eukaryota, Metazoa, Arthropoda, Insecta, Diptera, Drosophilidae. Gene Ontology annotation, biological process: regulation of transcription by RNA polymerase II. Gene Ontology annotation, cellular component: nucleus.